This is a messenger RNA of Protobothrops mucrosquamatus (brown spotted pit viper), 383 nucleotides long. RefSeq names its product RUN and FYVE domain-containing protein 2-like. The record is from RefSeq and is a predicted model, not a curated record. Gene Ontology annotation, cellular component: cytoplasm. The annotation marks the transcript as partial. Lineage: Eukaryota; Metazoa; Chordata; Lepidosauria; Squamata; Viperidae. The transcript is spliced from 3 exons.
AUGAAUAAAGUAGAUGCCGAAGCAGAACUUCAGACAUAUAAACAUUCCCGACAAAGCCUGGAUGAAAUGUAUAAUGAAGCACACAGACAGCUUCGAGAAGAAUCACAGUUAAGACAAGAUAUAGAGAACGAAUUGAUGGUCCAGGUUGGUAUGAAGCAUGAGAUAGAACUUGCCAUGAAGUUAUUGGAGAAAGAUAUACAUGAAAAGCAAGACACUCUUAUAAAUCUGCGGCUACAGCUGGAGGAAGUCAAAGUGAUCAAUACAGAAAUGUAUCAGAAACUGCAGUUUUCAGAGGAAGCCAUGAAAGAAAAGAAUGAAAUAAUUGGUCGCCUGGAGAAUAAAACUAGUGAGAUUACCGCAACUAUGAAGCAUCUGGAACAAAG